AUGGCGCAUCUCAUGACAAAGCAUUUCAGAGAUGCUUCAGUUCAGUGUCUGUCUAUUCUUCAGGUGAAGUUGCCGGCUCAGAUGGAAGUGGUCACCACUGAAGAGCUGAUGGCUCACCUUGGUGAAUGUGUGCUGUCCAUCAAACCGCGGGAGAAAGCAGAAGGCAUGGAGCUCAAUUUCCAGCAGAACAUGAGCGACACGAUGGCUGUGCUGCCAAAGUUGUCCACAGGCCUCGACGUUAAUGUGCGUUUUACAGGUGUGUCGGAUUUUGAGUACACUCCUGAGUGCAUCGUCUUUGAUUUGCUUGACAUUCUGCUCUACCACGGCUGGCUUGUCGACCCACAGAGUCCUGAGGUGGUGUCUGCAGUGGGCAAACUCAGCUACAACCAACUGGUGGAGAAGAUCAUAGAUUUCAAGCACUCGACAGAUAGCAGUCAAGUCAGUGAAGGUUUGAUAGCAGAGCAAUUCUUGGAGUCCACAGCAACCCAGCUGUCGUAUCACGGCCUGUGUGAGCUCAACACGACAGCCAAGGAAGGAGAACUAUUGUGUCACCCUUCCCAGAAACCCUCAGCAGCCAGCCAUCCCUCCGCACAACAGCAGCAGCAAAUGCAGAUCGACCAGGACUAUCUGGUGGCGAUGUCCCUGCAGCAGCAGCAGGGUGAAGCUCCUGGACCCAUGAGUGAUCUUGAGCUGGCCAGACAGCUGCAGCAGGAGGAGUACCAGCAGCCACAAACACAACAGCACCAGCCCUCAGCAGGACAGAUGAGAGGUCAGGCCGCGUCUCCGCACGGAGGACAGAGGCGCCGGGAAAAGAAGGACGACUCGGAUUGCUGUAUUCUUUAGGUCAAAGUCCACUAACCACCAUAACCAGACUCUCAAAUCCAGUUCAGCUUCUUCUGUACCACUACUGAAACAUGGGACUUCACUCUUAGCAGACCUGUCGUCCCAAUGCCAAGCCUGCCUUUACAGUACAGUUGACCCCUCGUUUUCGCCUUUCCUUUAUCCUCAUGGUUGGAACUGUUGCUCAUCGUUGUCUACUGGACCAAAUAAAGGUAGCAAUUGUUUCCAAGCACUAAUGAGCGUUUGUUUGAGCUCCUAACUAUGCCAUUAAAGAUUGAAGACUGUAAUGGUAAAUAAUCAGGUAUUGUAAUAAGAAUUUAAUAUUACACUGAAAUGCUACUGUCUCAAGUUGAUCUGUACAUAGUUACUUGUCAUCGGCUUUUCAUCCAAAGUGAUGUACAGUACACUAAGUACACAGGGCUCCGUGGAGCUC
Molecule: messenger RNA, 1273 nt
Organism: Sinocyclocheilus rhinocerous
Lineage: Eukaryota; Metazoa; Chordata; Actinopteri; Cypriniformes; Cyprinidae
Product: protein FAM63A-like
Exons: 9
Coding region: 1-843 (280 amino acids)
Biological process (GO): protein K48-linked deubiquitination
Cellular component (GO): cell periphery; cytosol
Molecular function (GO): cysteine-type deubiquitinase activity; cysteine-type carboxypeptidase activity; K48-linked deubiquitinase activity
Source: RefSeq, a predicted model, not a curated record